AUGUAUUUCCAGUCACCUCUUUCAAAAGUCAAUGGUUCGCUUGCCACGAAUAUGACAUCCUGCGAUCUGUUUAACCGCUCCAUCUUGAAUAACCCUGGCUGGUAUUCAAAGAAUCUCGAUCCCGUACUGAAAUGCAAUGAGGCGGCCUCGUCUGUCUUUGACGUGAUGUACCUGCUCACAACAAUCGAUUCUCCAUCUGUAGCUGCAAAGUUCAACAAUGACGGUUCUGUUGUCACCUCUAGCUGCCAAUUCUUUACAAGCUCAAUGGUUUUCAAUAUGGCUGUCUUGAGCACAACAUGGGAAAACACUGUUUCUUUAUCUUCGGGAUCGUAUCCCAUCUUGUCCAAGGUAUCAAGAAACAAUGCAAAACAGCAUUCCGAAUCUGUUGAGCCUUGUAUAAGAAGAAAAUACUUGUCUUCCAAAUGGUUGAUUAAUUUUUUCUUGAUCUUGUCAAAACACGAAAUACCACCAUUGUGCAUAAACAUGAGCUUACCGAAACUGAAUGGGUGGCAAUUGGUUUCUGACAAAACACCCUGUGUUGAAGCUCGAACGUGGCCAAAGACCAAUGAUGACUCUGUACAAUGUGAAAGGUUGUUUAGAUUAACAUUAUUCCAUGCAGGUGUGAUUGCUUUGAAUACACAAGGCUCGUGGUGCUCUGUGUAG
This is a messenger RNA of Lodderomyces elongisporus, 663 nucleotides long. RefSeq lists its product as uncharacterized. Lineage: Eukaryota; Fungi; Ascomycota; Pichiomycetes; Serinales; Debaryomycetaceae. The record is from RefSeq and is a predicted model, not a curated record. The transcript has 2 exons. The coding region runs from base 1 to 663 and encodes 220 amino acids.